Messenger RNA from Oryzias melastigma (Indian medaka), 2496 nucleotides. It is a transcript of the gene irf3, whose product is annotated as interferon regulatory factor 3. Gene Ontology annotation, molecular function: DNA-binding transcription factor activity, RNA polymerase II-specific; RNA polymerase II cis-regulatory region sequence-specific DNA binding; protein binding. The record is from RefSeq and is a predicted model, not a curated record. Gene Ontology annotation, cellular component: nucleus. Gene Ontology annotation, biological process: regulation of transcription by RNA polymerase II; immune system process. The transcript is spliced from 11 exons. NCBI's taxonomy places the organism in Eukaryota, Metazoa, Chordata, Actinopteri, Beloniformes, Adrianichthyidae. The coding region runs from base 808 to 2193 and encodes 461 amino acids.
AUAUUUUUUAAGAAAACUUUCGUAACAAAACUGACAAUUUGCCAGAUAAAUUGCUUAUAAAACUAUGCAGGGAAUUAAAUUGAAAUUUAAAUAAUAAUAACUAAAUGAAUAGUGAUUUUUAAAGGACUCACGUAUAUUUUUAUCUUUUAUAUACCCCAAAGUCUUAAAAAAAACUUUAUUAACAAAAUUGACAAUUUGCCACAUAAAUUCCUAAAAAUGUAUGCAGGAAAUAAAAUUAAAAUUUAAAUAGUAAUAAUGAACCUAGUGAAUAGUAGUUUCAAAGUACUUAAAUAUGCUUUUAAUCAUCCUUAAUAUACCCAAAAAUAAAUCUUAAAAAAACUUUAUUAACAAAAAUAACGAUAUCAUAAACCAUAGAGAUAAUAUUUUAUUUAACUAAGGAAAAAAUAAAUAAUUCCAAAAAAUAAUACAAGGCAUAUUCCUAUUGAUCACAAACUAAAAACAAAUGGAGAUUAAAAAAAAAGGGCAUCACUAAUUAUUUAAAUCGUAUUUUUCAAGCUAAGAAAUAACUCUUCGUAGUGUCCAGGAAUACCCAUACCCCUGUGUGCGCAUGCGCGUUGCUAGCUCAUGAUGAAACCCCUCUGACGUCACGUCGGGAAAACGAAACCGAAGAAUCGGAAUUUCCCGAGAAGAAACGCCAGCUAUAAAAAAUUGAAUUAAGUAUGGCAGUAUAAAAAGUGGCUGUCAUUUAAAUACGGAUGUUUUCGAGUUUACCGUGAGUCACGCUGUUGAUAUCUGAACGCGUCAACAUCUGUCGUCGACCGGCAGCUGCACCAACACUUUACAGAAAUGGCGCACUCUAAGCCUCUUCUGAUCCCUUGGUUGCGGGACAAAAUCGACAGUGGCAAAUACCAAGGUGUUUCCUGGACAAAUGCAGAGAAAACAGAGUUCUCAAUCCCAUGGAAGCACGGCCUGAGAGGGGAUUCCACCGACACAGAUGUUCUUAUCUUUAAGGCUUGGGCUGAGGUGAGCGGCAAUGGUCGAGCUCAGGGAGAACCCUCAGUUUGGAAAAGAAACUUUCGCAGCGCUCUCCGAGCCAAGGGCUUCAAACUGGUGUUCGAUAACAAGAAGGACGACGCUAACCCCCAUAAAAUAUUUCACUGGCCAGAAGAGUCUUCUUCUGGUGCUAGUUCUGCUGCUGGAUCCCAAGAACUAACUGACAACGUUUUCGACACCUAUAUUAUCCAAGAUAAUCAGGUGGUGCCUUUUAUUGAUGGAGUUCUUUACCUUCCGGAAGAAGAUUUAAUGUCAGGACUCGAAGCCAGCCCGGACAUUCUCCAGGAGUGUCUGAAGGGCCUGAACAUUGACCCCGAAGCAGGAAUCACAGGCUUUGAGCCUCCUCCUGAGCAACAACAGCUGCAGAAUCACGGCCUGAUUGGUGGACACCCGUUGCCGGGGCAACAGCAGGAUCCAGUAAUGUUUGUGGGUGCAGCCAGUGAAACUGGGUUGCCUGAGCAACCGGCAUGUCCACCGAAUAGAGCUGAGGGAGGGGCAGAUGGUGAUGAGGCCACUGUAAACUUCAUGGAUAUAAUGCACAAGACGGGAGAUGGAAAUAGUUUAAGGACUCAAUUCAGGAUACUCAUGUACUACAGAGGAGUAAAGGUGUCUGAGAAGCUGGUAGAGAAUGAAGCUGGAUUCCGCUUAGUCUACAGGCCUGAUCUCUUUGAUUCAGCUUUGGAUAGUCAGACCGGUCUCAGCAUGGUCUCUCUGCCAAUACCUGGAGAUAUGCUGGAUAAAACUCAAGCUAAACUCACCCAAAGGAUUCUGGACACUCUUGGCGAAGGCCUGGAAGUGGGCGUGUCCGGUAACUUAGUCUAUGGCCGCCGACGGGGUGACACCAAAGUCUUUUGGAGCUUUUCCAAAUUCGACAGCAGCAGAAUACCCCAAGAGGUGUCCAAGCUGAAUCCUGAUGCUCUUUUUCUCUGGAAGAACUUUAUUCAAGGAAUAAUAGACUUCAGUUAUGGGGGGGACUGCCCCCCGUGCUCCUUGUUCUUCUGUCUGGGGGAGAAGUGGCCAGACCCAGAAAACAGACCGUGGAUGAAGAAACUAAUCACAAUUGAGGUGGUCUUGACUUCACCGGAAAUAAUAAAAAACAUAGCAGUUGAAGGCGGCGCCUCCUCCCUGCGGUCAGUAGAACUGCAGGAGUCUCUGGGGGAGAUGAUGGAACUGUGUUGACCCACUGUGCCUGCAGCAAGACCCCGUCUUCACUUUAAAAAAAUCUUUUUCAUCCUUACUCCACAUCUAUAUGAAUUAUAUAAAAAUAAAACUGUAACUGUAAUUCUGCUGUAUUAUCAGGUACUUAACAAUUUCUGCAAUUUUUAGCUUUUUUUAAUAUAUGUUUUGAAUAAUUGUUCAUGUUUUUAAUGUUCUAAAUACUUUUUUUGAUAUUGAAUUGAAGCUGUCUCAAGAAAUGUAGUCGAUCAAGUCUUAAAUCUGUUUAGGAUCCUUGCACUACAGAUUAAAGGAUUCAUGAAAUCA